UGCGGUCGCGUCGGGGGCCGGGCCGGGGCGCAGUAAAUGGCGGCGGAGGGAGGCGGAGCGGCGGCCGCGCUCAGCCUAGAGCCCCCGAAACUUUAGGAGCCCCACAACUUUUCCGGGAAGUGCUGCCUCUCCGGGGGCGUGGACGGAAGGGGCAGGCGAGGCGGGAAGUCUGGGGGGAAGCGGCGGGGAGCCGGGGAGACUCGAACCCGCGGCGGGGGCGGUGGCGGAGUCCGCCCGGGCCUCGCGCCGCCGCGGCCCCCGCCUCCUUCCCCGCGCCCUCCCCGCGGCCGCCGAGGCGGAGCCUCUUAGGCGGCGGCGCGCCGAGCCCAGCCGGGCCCCCUCCCCGCGACCUCCGGGCCCUGUGGCUCGGACGCCCCCGGCGCGCGCGCGAGGCCGGGGCUCCCCGCCGCUUCGGGGGGCAAGGAGGAGGCGGCCGGGCGGCGCGCAGUCCCCGCCGUUCCGGCGUCGCGGGGCCGGGCCCCGGGUGUUGCAUGCGGGGCGGGGUGGCUGUGAGCGGAGGCGAAGAUGGAAGGUUUAACGCUGAGCGAUGCGGAGCAGAAAUACUACUCGGAUCUCUUCUCCUACUGCGACAGCGAGAGCACCAAGAAGGUGGCGGCCCACGGGCGGGUGCUGGAGCUGUUCCGGGCCGCACAGCUGCCCAACGACGUGGUCCACCAGAUUAUGGAGCUUUGUGGUGCAACUAGACUUGGUUAUUUUGGAAGAAGUCAGUUCUAUAUUGCUUUGAAACUUGUAGCUGUUGCCCAGUCUGGCUUCCCCUUAAGAGUGGAAAGUAUAAAUACAGUAAAGGACCUUCCUCUGCCAAGAUUUGUUGCUUCAAAGAAUGAACAGGAAUCUCGUCAUGCAGCCUCAUAUUCUUCAGAUUCUGAAAAUCAAGGGUCUUAUUCUGGUGUAAUUCCCCCACCACCGGGCAGGGGGCAAGUGAAAAAGGGAUCCACAAGCCAUGAUACUGGCCAGCCUCGUACAUCUGCAGAUCAGCAGGAACCUGUAUCCCCAGUAGUUUCGCCACAGCAGUCUCCACCAACUUCUCCACACACAUGGAGGAAGCACAGCCGCCAUCCCAGUGGAGGAAACAGUGAGAGGCCUCUUGCAGGACCUGGGCCAUUUUGGUCUCCCUUUGGUGAAGCACAAUCAGGUUCUUCUGCUGGUGAUGCAGUAUGGUCAGGGCAUUCUCCACCUCCACCUCAAGAAAAUUGGGUCAGUUUUGCAGAUACUCCACCAACCAGUACUCUUUUAACCAUGCAUCCUGCUUCUGUCCAGGACCAGACAACAGUACGAACUGUAGCAUCAGCUACAACUGCCAAUGAAAUUCGUAGGCAAUCCAGUAGUUAUGACGAUCCCUGGAAAAUAACAGAUGAACAAAGACAGUAUUAUGUAAAUCAAUUUAAAACCAUUCAGCCUGAUCUAAACGGAUUUAUUCCAGGAUCUGCAGCUAAAGAGUUUUUUACAAAAUCAAAACUUCCUAUUCUUGAACUUUCUCAUAUUUGGGAACUCUCAGACUUUGAUAAAGAUGGAGCCUUGACACUGGAUGAGUUUUGUGCUGCUUUUCAUCUGGUAGUUGCUAGGAAGAAUGGCUACGACUUACCGGAAAAACUCCCUGAAAGCUUAAUGCCCAAACUGAUUGAUUUGGAAGAUUCAGCAGACGUUGGGGAUCAGCCAGGUGAGGUAGGUUAUUCAGGCUCUCCUGCAGAAGCACCUCCAAGCAAGUCUCCAUCUAUGCCGUCACUAAACCAGACUUGGCCUGAGCUGAAUCAGAGCAGUGAGCAGUGGGAGACAUUUAGUGAACGCUCUUCAAGCUCACAAACUCUGACCCAAUUUGAUUCUAACAUUGCACCAGCUGAUCCUGAUACUGCUAUUGUUCAUCCAGUUCCCAUUCGUAUGACUCCAAGCAAAAUCCACAUGCAGGAAAUGGAACUUAAAAGGACUGGCAGUGAUCAUACUAAUCCCACUAGCCCAUUACUUGUGAAAACAGCUGACCUUUCAGAAGAAAAUAAGAUAAAUUCAUCAGUGAAAUUUGCUUCUGGAAAUACUGUAGCAGAUGGCUACAGUAGUUCAGACUCUUUUACUUCGGAUCCAGAACAGAUUGGGAACAAUGUAGCUCGUCAAAGGUCUCAUUCAGGAAUGUCGCCUGAUAACACUGCACCACCACCUCCCCCUCCAAGGCCUCAGCCCUCUCAUUCUAGAUCGUCGUCUUUAGAUAUGAAUCGGACCUUUUCAGUCACCACAGACUUGUGUGUUCAUACAGGACAGCAACAGGCUGGAGUUGUUGCCCAACCUCCUGCAGUGCCUCCAAGACCACAGCCCUCACAGGCUGCUGGUCCCGUCGUGCAUCGCCCGGUGGAUGCCGAUGGCCUAAUAACUCACACUAGUACCUCACCUCAGCAGAUACCAGAACAACCAAAUUUUGCAGAUUUCAGCCAAUUUGAAGUAUUUGCUGCAUCAAAUGUAAAUGAAGAACAAGAUGAUGAAGCCGAGAAACAUCCAGAGGUCUUGCCGGUUGAAAAAGCUUCUGAUCCUGCAAGUUCUCUUCGAGUUGCCAAAACAGAUAGUAAGAUUGAAGAAAAGACAGCUGCUAGCGCUCCCGCCAAUGUGAGCAAAGGCACAACACCUCUUGCUCCACCACCUAAACCUGUUCGAAGGAGAUUAAAAUCAGAAGAUGAAUUAAGGCCAGAAGUUGAUGAACAUACACAAAAGACAGGUGUCCUAGCUGCUGUUCUUGCAUCACAACCUUCUAUUCCUAGGUCUGUUGGAAAAGAUAAGAAAGCUAUUCAGGCGUCAAUUAGACGCAAUAAGGAAACCAACACAGUUUUGGCCAGAUUGAAUAGUGAAUUGCAGCAACAAUUAAAGGAUGUUCUUGAGGAGAGAAUUUCCCUGGAAGUUCAACUGGAACAGCUUCGACCAUUCUCUCACCUAUAAGCCAAUUGCCGUUAACUGUGAACAUACCCAUUUUUAAGCGGUUUUGGGUUCAAAGCCAAUUUGGAGACCCAAACGUUCAGCUCACUGCUUAAUUCAACAUUAAAUUUUAUGAUUCUGUUUCGCCCUAUGUGUUCACCAUUGUAUUUAAGUACCUUUUAUUUUUUAAUUGCAACAAUAAAAGGGUCAGGAUGAC
This is a messenger RNA of Delphinapterus leucas (beluga whale), 3127 nucleotides long. It is a transcript of the gene REPS1, whose product is annotated as RALBP1 associated Eps domain containing 1. Gene Ontology annotation, biological process: endocytosis; endosomal transport. Gene Ontology annotation, cellular component: cytoplasm; plasma membrane. Gene Ontology annotation, molecular function: protein binding; calcium ion binding. The record is from RefSeq and is a predicted model, not a curated record. NCBI's taxonomy places the organism in Eukaryota, Metazoa, Chordata, Mammalia, Artiodactyla, Monodontidae.